Molecule: messenger RNA, 1839 nt
Organism: Lathyrus sativus (Indian pea)
Lineage: Eukaryota; Viridiplantae; Streptophyta; Magnoliopsida; Fabales; Fabaceae
Source: the annotation of a GenBank genome assembly
AUGGCGGCUCUGAAGGAGCUUCUUCCUGAACCAAAAUCAACCUCAAAAACUUAUUACGAUCACAGCAACGAUCCAUGGUUCAAGCAACGAUUCACCGCAACAGAAGAAGAAAAAUCUGUUGCUAUCAACCCUAAAGUCGUACCACCGUAUAUGAAGCGAUCUGGUUUUGUUCCUCGGAAGGUAGAGGAUUUCGGCGAAGGUGGAGCUUUUCCGGAGAUCCAUGUGGCACAGUAUCCACUGGAUAUGGGAAGGAACAAGUCUUCAAAGCCUGGCUCGAAGAUUCUUCCUGUCACUGUUGAUGCGCAUGGCAACGUUGCGUAUGAUGCUAUAGUCAAACAGAAUGAGAACGCUAAGAAGAUUGUUUACACGCAGCAUAAGGAUUUGAUACCGAAGAUUCUGAAAAACAAUGAAGAUAGUGAUAUGGAUGAUGCUGAUGAUGAUGAUGCUCAACGGGAGAUUGAUGAAACCAUGCAGGAAACGAAAGCUGCUCUUGAGAAGAUUGUUAACGUGAGGCUUAGUGCGGCACAACCCAAAAAUGUUCCUAAACAUAAUUCUGAUGCUAAGUAUAUAAAGUAUAAACCAUCGCAACAGAAUGCGGCUUUCAAUUCUGGUGCGAGGGAGAGGGUUAUUAGGAUGGUUGAGAUGCCCGUGGAUCCACUUGAGCCUCCGAAAUUCAAGCACAAGCGUGUUCCCAAGGCUUCGGGUUCGCCACCUGUGCCGGUGAUGCAUUCGCCUCCUCGGCCUGUUACUGUGAAAGAUCAGCAGGACUGGAAGAUACCUCCUUGCAUUUCAAAUUGGAAGAAUCCUAAGGGUUACACCAUUCCUCUUGAUAAGCGCUUAGCUGCUGAUGGGAGAGGGCUUCAAGAGGUUCAGAUUAAUGACAAUUUUGCAAAGCUUUCUGAGGCUUUGUAUGUCUCGGAGCAGAAGGCUAGAGAAGCUGUUGCUAUGAGGUCUAAGGUUCAGAAGGAAAUGCUUUUGAAGGAGAAGGAAAGGAAGGAACAGGAGCUGAGGGCUUUAGCUCAGAAAGCUCGAUCAGAGAGAAUUGGUGUGGCACCUCCCGCGGCUGCUGCGGCCCCUCUUGCUUCGAAUAAGAGUGGGGUUGAUGAUGGUGAUAUGAGGGUUGAUUAUGAGCACAGGGACAAGGACAGGGACAGGGACAGGGAAAGGGAAAAGAAUUUUCCUAAGGAGAGUAGAGAAGAAAGGGAGGAGCGGCUGCAACGUGAAAAGAUUCGUGAAGAAAGGCGAAAGGAGAGGGAAAGGGAGAGAAGAUUGGAGGCUAAGGAUGCUGCCAUGGGAAAGAAGAGCAAGAUUACUAGAGAUAGGGAUCGUGAUAUAAGUGAGAAAGUUGCUCUUGGUUUGGCUUCUACUAAGCAAGGGACAGAGGUCAUGUAUGAUGAAAGGCUAUUCAACCAGGAUAAAGGAAUGUCUUCUGGAUUUGCCACUGAUGAUCAGUAUAAUGUGUAUGACAAAGGCUUGUUUACUGCACAGCCAACACUUUCCACCCUUUACAGGCCGAAGAAGGAUGUUGAUGAUGAAACUUAUGGAGGUGCAAAUGAGCAGCUGGAGAAGAUUAUGAAGACUGAUCGCUUUAAGCCAGACAAAGGAUUUACAGGGGCUUCUGAAAGGGCAGCUCCAAGGGAUAGGCCGGUCGAGUUUGAGAGUGAAGAAGCUGAUCCAUUUGGUCUUGAUCAGUUUUUGACGGAGGUCAAGAAGGGUAAGAAGGCCAUGGAAAAUGUAGGUGGGGGAGGAACUAUGAGAGCUAGUGCCGGAUCUUCAAUGCGAGAUAGUUCUGAUGGAGGUUCUGGCAGAACUCGCAUUGGAUUUGAAAGAGGGCGUUAA